Messenger RNA from Ogataea haglerorum, 318 nucleotides. RefSeq lists its product as uncharacterized. The record is from RefSeq and is a predicted model, not a curated record. Gene Ontology annotation, molecular function: protein binding. NCBI's taxonomy places the organism in Eukaryota, Fungi, Ascomycota, Pichiomycetes, Pichiales, Pichiaceae. The transcript has 2 exons. Bases 1 to 318 code for a protein of 105 amino acids.
AUGGGUAAUUCUCCGGUCAAGCCCAUUCCAGUGGUGAUGGAGCCUUCUGGCUACCUUACGAAGAUGCUCAAAGCAAGCCAAGGGACAGUUUAUGUGCCGCCAAACGACGCUGCAGCUCCAACGUCCGACUCUGAUACCCGGUUCUACCUAUACAAAUUCGACGCAUCGUCGCCGAAUGGACAGAAAAUACCACUAAUAAACUCGAAAUCAUACUACACUAUAGGCAAGGACCCAUACACAAACGACAUCGUUGUUUCAGAUGAGCUUGUUUCAGCCAACCACGCCGUUCUCCAACGUCUUGCGGUUUGGAGAUCCUGA